AUGUUUGUAAAACGUCAACCUAAAUAUCACAAUUUAAAAUAUAUAUCAUUAUUCUCAACUCUGACUUGUCUCACUUUUAUUAUGUUCUUUAUUGUUAUUGAAUAUGCGAGUAUAAUUCCAUUAAUCAAAAUAUCAAAAAUAAUAGUGCAUACGGCUUUGACUUCCAUCACAACUUGUCGUCCAUACAUACCACUCGAUAAUCGUCCAUUUUUCGAACGUGAUUAUCCUCAAUCAAAUUUACCUCAACGUAUAUCAAAUGCAUCCUAUGAAAAUAUUCUUCGUCAACUUCCUUCUCUUCGAUUAGUUGUUCUAGGAUGUGCUCGUAAUGUCGUACCAAAUCUUAAUGAAUUUCGAAGUCAUAUUGAACCAAUUAUCAAUCUCUUUCAUUCAUCAUCUCGUAUUAUUAUAUUCGAAAGUGAUUCAAAAGAUAAAACUGCAAAAAAACUUCGUGAAUGGUCUCGUGUAGAACUUCAUACAUAUCGUAGAUUAGCAGGACAGUAUCCAGAACGUACUGAACGACUUGCUCAUUGUCGAAAUGAAUUAAUGGAUAAAGCACAUCUUUUACCAGCUGAUUAUAUUUUUGUUGUUGAUUUAGAUAGAUUUUCAACAACUGUUCCUUCUUUUCUUUCAAAUUUUCAAUAUGAUACAAAUCAAUGGUCAGUUAUGACCGCAACAUCACAUGAUACCUAUUAUGAUAUCUGGGCAUUACGUACCUUAUCGGAUUCAGUUAUGAACUAUGAUGUUUGGCAUCGAAUGCUGGAUUUAGAGAUACCUCUGAACAACUAUUGUCAUCAAUCAAUUUUUAAUGGAAUUAUUGGAAUUCAUCAAAAACGUAUUCCGAUUGAACAUGGUUUAAUUGAAGUACGUUCAGCCUUUAAUGGUGCUGGAUUAUAUAAAGUAAAUUCGACAUAUAACUGCAAAUACGAUGGUAGAAGAUUUACUUGUGAACAUGUGUCAUUUCAUUUGUGUAUACGAGAGAAAAAUCAAGCAAGAAUAUUUAUUAAUCCCGAGUUUCAAGUUAGUUAA
Messenger RNA from Adineta steineri, 1026 nucleotides. The record is from the annotation of a GenBank genome assembly. Lineage: Eukaryota; Metazoa; Rotifera; Eurotatoria; Adinetida; Adinetidae.